AUGCAGGCUGCCCAGGCUACGUUCAAGACCAUCAAAGCUGUCAUUCCUCUGCUCGACCGUGUUUUGGUCCAGCGGUUCAAGCCUGAGACUAAAACAGCCUCUGGGAUAUUCCUUCCCUCGUCAUCGACGACUACGCCUUUACCCGAAGCUACUGUGAUUGCCGUUGGCCCUGGAGCACCUAAUAAGGAUGGAAACGUCGUUCCCACUCAAGUCAAGGCUGGGGAUCGAGUAUUGCUCCCCGGGUGGGGAGGGAAUUCGAUUAAAGUAGGAGAUGAGGAAUACUUUUUGUUCAAGGAUGCAGAGAUCCUUGCAAAGAUCCAGGAGUGA
This is a messenger RNA of Suillus clintonianus, 327 nucleotides long. Its product is annotated as chaperonin 10-like protein. The transcript has 3 exons. NCBI's taxonomy places the organism in Eukaryota, Fungi, Basidiomycota, Agaricomycetes, Boletales, Suillaceae. Bases 1 to 327 code for a protein of 108 amino acids. Gene Ontology annotation, cellular component: mitochondrial matrix. Gene Ontology annotation, molecular function: protein folding chaperone; ATP binding; protein-folding chaperone binding. The record is from RefSeq and is a predicted model, not a curated record.